This is a messenger RNA of Blastocystis hominis, 1520 nucleotides long. RefSeq lists its product as hypothetical. The transcript is spliced from 6 exons. Bases 1 to 963 code for a protein of 320 amino acids. The record is from RefSeq and is a predicted model, not a curated record. Gene Ontology annotation, cellular component: nuclear inner membrane. NCBI's taxonomy places the organism in Eukaryota, Bigyra, Opalinata, Blastocystidae. Gene Ontology annotation, biological process: nuclear membrane organization.
AUGACGGGAGCUCUCGGAGGUAGUUUGAUUGAGGCGAUUAUUCCGGCUGCACUGUACAUCAAGUAUGUGAAGGAAAUCCGAGAUGUGGAUGCCCCUUGGAAGACGAUUGGAGGAUGGCUGGUGAUUAUUUUGGGAGCUGUGAUUGCUGUUUUGGGUACUUAUGAGAGUCUAACACAAUACUUUUGUUUUUUUGAAUACAUUUGCUCCCUAUCAAACAAAAGGAUACUAACGAAAUGUAGGAGCCGGGUUUUCUCUUAUCUUCGGAUCUUUCUAGGUUCGGUUCUUGUCGCUGCAUCAUUCAUCUAUUUUGUUUAUCGCGAGUGUUCUCUUGGAUUCCGUCUCUCGCCGAAUUAUGAAAUUGUAAAGAGUGCCUAUAUCUUGCCAACGGAUCGAAAAGUGAUUAAGGCUCUCAACCGAGACGUUGUGAUGCUUCACACAGAAAGACUCACAUCCCAUCCAUCAUACGCGAUUGUGGAUACUAAUUUUGGUCUUCGUUUUGGAACGCGUCUCCGACUCCAUCGGAUCGUUGAAUACUGUCAAUGGAGAGAGUACAUUCCUGCAAAUCAUUCCGAACCGCAGUAUUUCAAGGAGUGGUCCUCUGAACGAAUCGAUUCUUCCAAAUUCGCCGUCCCCGAAGGCCAUGAAAAUGAUGAUCGCAAUCCCAUCCCCGAGGAAACCCUGCAUCCCAAAUAUUUGCAAUCCCACGCGUUCUCCAUCCAUUUCGAGUUCCUUCGCGACGUCCCGAUCCCCUUCGAGCGCUUCAUCAUGAAGCCCGAAGACCUCAAGGAUUUGCCGCCUCAGACGAAGCAGCAGGGCUUCUACUUCUACUCCCCGCACUGGAUCUACAGCAAGCGCAGCCUCGCGGCCCCGGGCGAGCCGUUCAAGCGCGAUUCGCUGACCUGGAUCCCCGACGACGCGGAAUUCGAUUUCGAAUCGGCCUGUUUUCGCUUGAUUGGACGCUGACGCGCAGGCGAGCCGGGCGAUCUCCGCGUGGCCUUCGAGUUCCAGCGCGUGCCGCUGCAGAUGACGCUGGUGGGCGUGCAGAACGACGCGAUGCUGCUGCCGGUGCGGCGCGCGGGCGCGUGGCUGCCGCUGGCGGCGGAGGGAAACCAGACCGCGGAGAGCAUGCUGGACGGGUUCGCGGGCGAGGAGGGAAAGGAGCUGCGGUACGUGCGGGCGGCGGCGUGCGGAGGAUGUUUUGUGGGGCUGUGGCUGCUGGGGGCAGCGAUGGGCCCGUUCCGAGUGGAAACAGGGAAGCGAGGUGAGGCGUAGUAUCUGCCGGGAGCGGUGCGGUGCUUCGUGGUGGCGUUGCUGGGGUUCUAUAUGGCGUGCUUGGGGAUCUGGGGGUGGAUGUAUGGAUGGGAUAACAAGUUCGUGUAUUCGACGGGGAUGUGGUUUGCAUCGCAUCUGCUUCUGGCGGUGCUGAUGAAUGUGAUGUUCUAUAUGAUCCGGCUGUAUCGGUUUGCGUUGAAGAGCAAGGAGGAGGAGGAGAAGAAGAAGAAAAAGGAGGAAUAAAUUAU